Molecule: messenger RNA, 591 nt
Organism: Penicillium cosmopolitanum
Lineage: Eukaryota; Fungi; Ascomycota; Eurotiomycetes; Eurotiales; Aspergillaceae
Product: PIG-H family GPI synthesis protein
Exons: 2
Coding region: 1-591 (196 amino acids)
Biological process (GO): GPI anchor biosynthetic process
Cellular component (GO): glycosylphosphatidylinositol-N-acetylglucosaminyltransferase (GPI-GnT) complex
Source: RefSeq, a predicted model, not a curated record
AUGCCAGGCCGCUUAAUAGUCCAGCGGCCGUCGCCGACGACCGUCAGCUUCACCGUCUCCAACGCGUCACCGCGCUCCAGCUCCCCCGCAAAGAUCCUAUUUGGAAUCCAGAUCCUCCUGCGCGCACUCCUCUUUUGCUGUGUUAUCCUUGGCCUCACAGCACGACUUCGAUAUUUAGUUUUGCUCCAGGGUGAAAACCUGGCCCAAUGGCAGGCCAUCUGGUCCAGUCCAUUCGGAGCUCAUUUGUGCAGCGUAGUCGACAGAUACAAUCCCUGGGCCAUGGCAGUAGUCAGCGUAUUAGUGAUCUAUGGGGUAUUCAAGAGAGGAUAUACCGAGGAAUCACUUCUCGUUAUCCGAGGCUUUGGCAUCCAGACCUCAACAUCCUCCUCCACCUACCUUUCUUCGGCUGCGACAAGAUUCAUUCCAACUACACAGAUUCAAGACAUUGUCAUCCAUGAGGCCUUCAAGGGAUUCGAGGUCCGAUUCUAUCUGGCAGUGAUUGUAGAAAGCGAGCCAGAUGUUCUGGUGGUCUUUCCGGUAGGACCUACGUUCUCAUGGUGUUGUACUCGGGCUAACGAUGCUGGUGUUUAG